Messenger RNA from Melitaea cinxia (Glanville fritillary), 2274 nucleotides. Its product is annotated as sulfhydryl oxidase 1-like. Lineage: Eukaryota; Metazoa; Arthropoda; Insecta; Lepidoptera; Nymphalidae. The transcript is spliced from 3 exons. Gene Ontology annotation, biological process: protein folding. The coding region runs from base 277 to 1998 and encodes 573 amino acids. Gene Ontology annotation, molecular function: flavin-dependent sulfhydryl oxidase activity; protein disulfide isomerase activity. The record is from RefSeq and is a predicted model, not a curated record. Gene Ontology annotation, cellular component: Golgi membrane.
GACUCGAGUGUCCAACGAGUGUCGACUUUCCUAUCCUAUCCCUCCCUACCUAUUCUGAAUUUCCACUUCUUUGUAAGUAAUGGCAAGUUAUAAGGUGUUUUCGUGCUCUUAAAGUCUUAAAUAGGAAUUCGCGAAAAUCACACUUAAGUGACCUAUACUAUGACGCUUUCAAUUUUCUUAAAUAAAAAAGUGAAAACAAAUUAAGUCAGUUCGAAAUUAACAAUAGUACUCUUUCUAUAAUAUUUUUUAGUGUUUGUAUUUUAACGUUGAAUAAAAAUGAACUGCUGGAUUUUUAUUGUGUUAACUUUCUAUUUUUCCGCUAUUCUAAUUAGUUCUGCAGUUGUACCCAAUAACGAUGAUAUUGACAAACAAGGAUUGUAUAGUAACUCAGACCGUGUAGUUAUAUUGACAAAUAAAAAUUUCGACAAAAAAAUAUAUGGGCAAAGAAAUGCUUUUUUAGUUCAGUUUUACAACAGUUAUUGCGGUCACUGUAGAGCAUUUGCGCCAAAGUUUAAAAGCUUAGCAGCUGAAUUGGAACCAUGGAAAAGUAUAAUAAAACUUGCUGUUCUGGAUUGUUCUGUAGAAGAAAAUAAUGAAAUAUGUCGUCAAUUUGAAGUUAUGGCUUACCCUACCUUACGAUAUUUACACGAAAACUAUGUGAAAAGCAAUGCAAAUGUUGGUGAUAAAUUACAAGCAAUAGACAGUGUAGAAAUAUUAAAAACUCAAUUAAUUCACAAAAUUCAAAAUGAACAAUCAAUGGGACGACUGGCAUUUGCUCCAUCUCUUAAAAUUGCAUCAUAUAAAGAUGUUAACUCAGUUAUAAGCCCACUAUCCAAAAGUGUGUUUUAUACUUUUUUAAUAUUUGAAAAUGCAAACUCAACUAUUGGAUCUGAAUUGGCAUUUGAUAUCAACGAUUAUGAACAUAUUAUACUGAAGCGAGUUUAUGAUACAAGUGAAUUAAGUGACAUUGCAGGAGUAACACAUUUUCCAGGUCUUGUUGCUGUUGGACCCAACUUGGAGACUACACUAUUAACACCAAAAGUUCCAACCAAACAAAAUUUACUUAAAGCCUUAAAUUCGUUUUUGAGAUCUAAAAAUUAUGAAUUACCCUUACGGAAUACUGGAAUUGUAGACAAUAUGAAUAAUUUGAAUAAUGUAAAACCUCAAUCCUUUUAUUCAGAUGCUGUUUACUACAGUGAUCUAGAAAAAACUUUAAAAACAAGCUUACACACUGAAAUCACAAGACAUAAAACUUUAAGUGAUGAAGCACUUUUGGCACUAUUGGAAUAUUUAGAUGUACUUAUUCUAGCAUUUCCUUCCAGAGAAAACCUCAAAGACUAUCUCAAAGAUUUACGUCAGAGCCUUGGUAGUCGAAACCAAUGGAGUGGAAGUGAGGUGUAUGAUUUAGUUAAAGGACUUGAGACAAACCAUUCACCUGUAUUUACAUCAAACAUUGAUUACAUAAGAUGUAAAGGUAGUGAGCCAAAGUACCGAGGAUAUACUUGUGGUCUAUGGACCUUAUUUCAUACUUUAACUGUAAAUGCAGCGCAGCUACCAGGCAAUGUAGGCCCAAAGGUGCUGAAAGCCAUGCAUGGUUACAUAAAACAUUUCUUUGGUUGUACUAAUUGUUCGGAACACUUCCAAGAAAUGGCUGCAAGAAAUAGAAUUUUCGAUGUUAAAGAAAAUGAUAAAGCUAUACUUUGGUUGUGGAUUUCACAUAACGAAGUUAACUUAAGACUAGCCGGUGAUGUAACUGAGGAUCCAGAGCAUCCUAAAAUUCAGUUUCCCAGUGUUACCCAGUGUCCUGAAUGCAGACUUGCUCGAGGUGCUUGGAAUUUACCUGCAGUGUAUGAUUAUCUUCAGAAAAUAUAUGGGAACAUUAUAACUCAAGAUACAAGAUCAGCUGCGGCUCCAAGUCCAAUCUCCAACCUAGACAUUGGAUUGAUAAGCCUCUUUUUGAUUCAUCGCAUCUGGAGAGAAUUGCAACUUAUUAACUAGGCAAAAAAGGUACAUGACCACCUGACUAUUUUAACUUCUAAGAUGCUGAUCAACCCCUAUAGAAAAGGGGGAGAAGCCAUAUUAUGUAAUAUUUAACAAAUAUCCGUAUUUAUAAAAGCGAAUCUCAUAAUAUGGUACAAAUACGUAGACUAUAACUGAUAUCUAUCUAUUGUAAGGCAUUCGACGUUACAUUUAAUGACCGUCGUAGUGACAAUGUUUAGCCGACUUUAUUAUCUGCUUCUAAGUGUUAUUUUAAUAAAAGUGUACUACUUUUAA